Molecule: messenger RNA, 1743 nt
Organism: Dipodomys ordii (Ord's kangaroo rat)
Lineage: Eukaryota; Metazoa; Chordata; Mammalia; Rodentia; Heteromyidae
Gene: Adora2b
Product: adenosine A2b receptor
Exons: 2
Coding region: 87-1085 (332 amino acids)
Biological process (GO): G protein-coupled adenosine receptor signaling pathway; adenylate cyclase-activating G protein-coupled receptor signaling pathway; vasodilation
Cellular component (GO): membrane
Molecular function (GO): G protein-coupled adenosine receptor activity
Source: RefSeq, a predicted model, not a curated record
CCGGGCGCUUCGGCCAUGCCCGGCGGGGCCCACGCGGCUGUCCCGCGCUCGGCGCGCCCCUGGUAGACGACGCCCCGGGCCCGGCCAUGCCGCUGGAGACGCAGGACGCGCUGUAUGUGGCGCUGGAGCUGGUCAUCGCCUCCCUGUCGGUGGCGGGCAACGUGCUGGUGUGUGCGGCGGUGGGCACGUCGAGUGCCCUGCAAACGCCCACCAACUACUUUCUGGUGUCCCUGGCGGCGGCCGACGUGGCGGUGGGGCUGUUCGCCAUCCCCUUUGCCGUCACCAUCAGCCUGGGCUUCUGUACGGACUUCCACAGCUGCCUCUUCCUGGCCUGCUUCGUACUCGUGCUCACGCAGAGCUCCAUCUUCAGCCUCCUGGCCGUGGCUGUGGACAGGUACCUGGCCAUCUGCGUCCCGCUCAGGUAUAAAAGUUUGGUCACUGGGACCCGAGCAAGAGGAGUCAUUGCUGUCCUCUGGGUCCUUGCCUUUGGCAUUGGACUGACUCCAUUCUUGGGGUGGAAUAGCAAAGACAGUGCCAUCAACAACUGCACGGAGCCCUGGGAUGCAACCAUGAACGAAAGCUGUUGCCUCGUGAAGUGUCUCUUUGAAAAUGUGGUCCCCAUGAGCUACAUGGUAUAUUUCAAUUUCUUUGGGUGUGUUCUGCCCCCACUGCUAAUAAUGAUGGUGAUCUACAUCAAGAUCUUCAUGGUAGCCUGCAAGCAGCUUCAGCGCACAGAACUGAUGGACCACUCAAGGACCACACUCCAGCGGGAGAUCCAUGCAGCCAAGUCACUGGCUAUGAUCGUGGGGAUUUUUGCUCUGUGCUGGCUGCCAGUACAUGCUGUCAACUGUGUUACUCUUUUCCAGCCAACUCUGGCUAAGGAUAAGCCCAAAUGGGCAAUGAAUGUGGCCAUUCUCUUGUCACAUGCCAACUCAGCGGUCAAUCCCAUUGUCUAUGUCUAUAGGAACCGAGACUUCCGCUAUACUUUUCACAAAAUCAUAUCCAGGUAUAUUCUUUGCCAGAUAGAUAUCAAGAGUGGGAGUGAGCAGGCUGGGUCACGACCUGCUCUCCAUCUGGGUUUAUGACACAGGCUCUGGCCUCUUGGAGGACAAAGUACAAACUUGUAAUAAAGAACAGGACAGGAUAUAGCUGGAUGAUUUUCACUGUGAAAGCCACAAGCAUUUGAACUGCCUCUUGUACCCCGCUGCCUGGAGUUGUUAUCACAUAUCUAGCUGAUCUGCACAUGCUAGUAGUAGGUGCCAAGAGUUGACAAAUGUAUUUAUGGUUCUGUUUGGCUGCUCUUAAUGUGUGGAUGAUGCCAACGACUUGAAUGGAUUCUAAGACUAUUUUGAUUCUUAAGAGUCUGCUUCAUUCAUGACAUAAAAAUGACAAACUAUUUUACUGUGAAAUACUGUGAACUAUUACAAUGCAAAUAUUUUAACUUAAAGGUAAAAUGGAAAAAUCAAAGUUGACUAUACUAAUGUAUACUUGUUUCUAGAAUGGUAACCAAGAAAACUAAAAGUUAGUUCUUCAACCCAGAAACUGCUGUAUUUAGGGAAUGAUACUCUCCUAAAUGUUUAAGUAGAAUUAUCAUCAACAAAGAAACUGGAGAAAUGGGAUCCCGCCUCUAUUGGAUUACCUCUGCUAGAACUCAGAACUUGCUUCUUUCAAAGUUCAAGUUAAGCUGGGUGCAGGUGGCUCACGCCUGUAAUCCUAGCCACUCAGGGGGCUGAGAUCUGAGGA